This is a messenger RNA of Andrographis paniculata, 1737 nucleotides long. RefSeq names its product NADP-dependent glyceraldehyde-3-phosphate dehydrogenase-like. NCBI's taxonomy places the organism in Eukaryota, Viridiplantae, Streptophyta, Magnoliopsida, Lamiales, Acanthaceae. The record is from RefSeq and is a predicted model, not a curated record. The transcript has 9 exons. Gene Ontology annotation, molecular function: lactaldehyde dehydrogenase (NAD+) activity. Bases 1 to 1737 code for a protein of 578 amino acids.
AUGUUGCAAUCAAAUGUUGCAACAUGGUGGUAUGUCCCAAAAUUUUCGACGGACAAGCCGUGCGCCUCCACGACUUCUUACACAUUCGCAAAUAUUCCGUCAAGAAAUGCAAGAAUUUCAUUUCCAUCAUCCAUUUGUGGUCGUGGUCGUGGUUGUGUCAGUGCUAAUGGUUCGUCCCAACAAUGCCCCACGACGUCCCCCUCGGGGUCGGGAGUUGUUGAGGCCAAUUUGAACGACGGGGCCGAGGCGGGAACCGGAGUUUUCGAAGAGAUGGUUGAUGAAGAUGGUGUGUUCAAAUACUAUGGUGCUGGAGAGUGGAAGAAGUCCUCAUCAAGAAAGGUUGUUUCAAUCAUCAAUCCUACAACAGGAAAGCCUCACUAUAAGGUUCAAGCUUGUACAAAAGAAGAGGUCGAUGUAGUAAUGACCAUGGCGAAAUCCGCCCAAAAGUCAUGGGCACAAACACCGCUUUGGAAACGAGCAGAGCUUCUUCACAAAGCCGCGGCCAUCCUCAAAGAGCAUAAAGCCCCGAUCGCAAAGGCUUUGAUAAAGGAGAUUGCCAAACCGGCAAAAGAUGCCGUCACUGAGGUUGUGAGAUCUGGGGAUUUGAUCUCUUAUUGCGCGGAGGAAGGAGUCCGAGUCUUGGGACAAGGUUCAUUUCUUGUAUCCGAUAGCUUUCCCGGAAAUGAAAGAACCAAAUAUUGUAUAACAUCUAAGAUCCCUUUAGGUGUUGUUCUAGCAAUUCCACCUUUUAAUUACCCGGUAAAUCUCGCGGUCUCUAAAGUUGCACCGGCUCUCAUUGCCGGGAAUGCCCUCAUCAUCAAGCCUCCGACGCAGGGUGCCGUGGCGUGCCUUCAUAUGGUGCAUUGCCUUCACUUGGCGGGGUUUCCCGAGGGACUUAUUAGUUGUAUCACGGGGAAAGGCGCCGAAAUCGGGGAUUUUCUUACAAUGCACCCCGGAGUGAAUUGCAUAAGUUUUACGGGUGGCAACACUGGCAUCAAGAUUUCAAAGAGAGCCGGAAUGAUUCCCCUACAAAUGGAGCUCGGAGGGAAAGACGCUUGUAUUGUUCUUGAGGAUGCCGAUAUCGACUUGGUAGCCACAAACAUAUUGAAAGGGGGAUUUUCUUAUAGUGGUCAAAGGUGCACCGCGGUGAAGGUUGUAUUGGUGAUGGAAUCCGUGGCCGAUGCUUUAGUCGAAAAAGUGAAUUCAAAAGUGGCGGAAUUGAGCGUGGGGCGCCCCGAGGAUGACUGCGACAUCACACCGGUGGUGUCAGCCGCUUCGGCAAACUUGAUCGAAAGCUUAGUGAUGGAUGCCAAGGAAAAGGGAGCAACACUUUGCCAAGAGUACAAGAGGGAGGGAAACCUCAUUUGGCCGUUGCUAUUAGAUCACGUUCGCCCCGACAUGAAGAUAGCGUGGGAAGAACCGUUCGGGCCUAUUCUACCCGUAAUUAGGAUUAGCUCCGUCCAAGAAGGAAUCCAUUAUUGCAACGCGAGCAAUUUUGGCCUCCAGGGGUGUGUCUUUACUAAGGACAUUGACAAGGCGAUGCUAAUCAGCGACGCCAUGGAGACGGGGACAGUGCAGAUCAACUCGGCCCCGGCUCGGGGACCCGACCAUUUCCCUUUCCAGGGAAUAAAAGAGAGUGGAAUAGGAUCACAAGGAGUGACUAACAGCAUCAACAUGAUGACCAAAAUCAAGACCACUGUAAUAAAUUUGCCUAUUCCUUCUUACACCAUGGGAUAG